This is a messenger RNA of Kazachstania africana CBS 2517, 924 nucleotides long. It is a transcript of the gene PAN6, whose product is annotated as pantoate--beta-alanine ligase PAN6. Gene Ontology annotation, biological process: pantothenate biosynthetic process. Gene Ontology annotation, molecular function: pantoate-beta-alanine ligase activity. Bases 1 to 924 code for a protein of 307 amino acids. The transcript has a single exon. Lineage: Eukaryota; Fungi; Ascomycota; Saccharomycetes; Saccharomycetales; Saccharomycetaceae. The record is from RefSeq and is a predicted model, not a curated record.
AUGAAGAUUUUCCACAGUGUUGGGGAAGUAAUUGAAUGGCGUAAAUGUCAAGUUGGGGAUCGGAGAAAUAUCUCUGUGGGGUUUGUUCCUACAAUGGGUUGCCUGCAUAAUGGGCAUGCAACUUUGAUUAAAGAAUCCACUAAAGAUAACGAUUAUACGGUAGUCAGUAUAUUUGUGAAUCCAUCUCAAUUCGCACCUACUGAAGAUUUGGACAAGUAUCCUCGAACUUUAGAGAAUGAUAUUAAAUUAUUGGAAUCACUGAAGGUGGAUGUAUUGUUUGCCCCAACAGCUCGUGAAAUGUAUCCAAGAGGUAUUCCAUUGAACGUGGAGGAACAGAAGGGUCCAUUUAUUUCUGUUCUAGGUGUUAGUGAAAUGUUAGAAGGCAAAACCAGACCAAAUUUUUUCCGUGGUGUUGCUACUGUGGUGACAAAAUUGUUUAAUAUUGUAAUGCCAGACGUUGCCUAUUUUGGUCAAAAAGAUAUACAGCAAUUUAUUGUUCUGAAUUGCAUGGUAAAUGAGUUAUUUUUCAAUAUUAAGCUGAAAAUGAUUCCCAUUGUGAGAAACGAAGCUGGUUUGGCUCUAAGUAGUAGAAACAAAUAUUUAUGUGAUGAAUCAUUAGUUAUUUCAUCGAACCUAUUCAAGGGGUUACAGACUGGUUCUGACUUGAUAUCAGUGGCCAAACAGAACAAGACAGUAUUAAAGAGACAAAAUGUUAUUGAUGCGAUCAAAGCAACAUGGAAACGAUUUCUUGAUUCGGGUGAUUUCAGAAUUGAUUAUGUAUCAAUUGCGGAUUGGAAUACUUUGAACGAAUUGCAAGAAAUUGAACCUUCUGAUAUUAAGAUAGUCAUUAGUUGUGCAGUUUACGUUACAGACAGACUCGAUAAAGGCACUGUUGUCAGGCUAAUUGAUAAUAUUAUCGUUUAG